CCUACUGUUAGAACUCAACUCUCUUUGUGGUUUACGUAAUUGGUAUAAUGCCACGAAAGCCGGCAAGACAUUGCAGACCAGCGCGGUGUCCACCUUUGAGUUUCUCCCCAUUUGCUCGUUCAAUGGCACGGAUUGCAUCAAAUAACAAAGUUACACACAAGGUUCAGAACUCCAGAAUUCCAGGAAAUGAUCAACCUAGCUCUUCAGGUAAAAUGGUAAAUCACGGACCAACAGACAAGAGAGAAGAUUCCAGUUCUUCAGAUGAUGAAGAGUUUGAUGACACUGUUCAAGCAGAUUUUGAAUUCUUUGAUCCAAAACCUAGUGAUUUCCAUGGUGUGAAAAUCCUGCUGCAGGCCUAUCUUGAUGAUAAGCAAUGGGAUUUGAGUGGUUUUGUGGAUGUAAUACUGGGUCAACCCACAGUGGGAACUGUUGUUAAAAUAGAGAAUGAUGAAGAUGAUGGUAUUUACUCCAUUGUCACGGCUCUUAACUUGGGUAGAUAUAAGGAUCUAGAGUGCAUGGCUGACCUUAAAGAGUACCUGCUUAAAGCAUGCCCCCAGAAGGAUGUAUUCUUUAAAUUGAGCUUAUUUCUCGGAGACCAAGCCAAGGAUGUUGGUCUCUUGGUAUCUCAACGUGUUGUUAAUCUUCCUCCCCAGCUUUUGCCACCCCUUUAUGAUGCACUUUUUGAUGAAGUCUCUUGGGCUACCGAAGAUGAGCCUACAGAGGAGCUCCGGAAAUCUUUCUGCUUCAAGUCUUACCUAGUAAUCAGUAAAAUCUACAAGCAUAAGAAUGCGGACAAGCAAAAUGGACCAAGUGCUGAUCAAACUAUUGUGUACAUCAAGGCAGAAGACGAAAUAUUUCAUGAGUUAAGCUCUUGGUCCUUCAGUUUUCCUUUGCAUACACAGCUGGUUAGGACUGACGAGAUGAAAGAUUACCGGCUAACUGGCUUGGUAAUGGCAGUAAACGCGACCAAAAUCCCUACCUUUCGGAAAAAACUGCACUCUUUAAUAGACGAGUCAUGAUUUGAUGAGAAAUUCUACCUAAUCAGUUUCAAUUAGACGCGUCGUUGGAGGCUAUAUGGGUUACUACUACAUGCCUGCAGCUGGACAUGAAGCAGUAAUCUGCAUUUUUGGCAGAUAGAUUGAAAGUAUUUAGUAA
Molecule: messenger RNA, 1155 nt
Organism: Lycium ferocissimum
Lineage: Eukaryota; Viridiplantae; Streptophyta; Magnoliopsida; Solanales; Solanaceae
Product: protein BCCIP homolog
Exons: 9
Coding region: 48-1019 (323 amino acids)
Cellular component (GO): nucleus
Source: RefSeq, a predicted model, not a curated record